This is a messenger RNA of Mauremys reevesii (Reeves's turtle), 3174 nucleotides long. RefSeq names its product C-type lectin domain family 2 member D-like. The transcript is spliced from 7 exons. The record is from RefSeq and is a predicted model, not a curated record. NCBI's taxonomy places the organism in Eukaryota, Metazoa, Chordata, Testudines, Geoemydidae. The coding region runs from base 106 to 741 and encodes 211 amino acids.
AGCAACUGCAACCAGGAAGCAGCUCACUGCACUCACUGCAAGGGCUGAGAGCCUUCAGGCAACAUCCAGUGAAGGACAACUGGAUUCCAUAGAUCCCAGGAAUAGAUGGGGAAAGGCACACAGAAGGAAAAAGUCGAGCCAGAGGAGCUGCUUAAAGUCCAAAGAGAUGCAGAGAAAGGAGCAAAGUCAGAUUAUGCCCACGACACCGUUUUCAAAAAUCUCUCAGCCCAUAAAGCCAGAGCUGGAGUCACAUGCUUGAUCUGUAUCAUGACCAUCCUCAUCCUCAUCCUGACAGUAGCUCUGGCAGUGGUAAUGUCUCGUGUCCCCGAGCCUCUUCUUUCUGAGCCCUGCUGCCCGGACGGCUGGGUCGGGUACCGAGGGAAAUGUUACUAUUUCUCUGAAGCGGAAGGGAACUGGGAAUCCAGCCAGAGCCACUGCUCUUCCCUCGGUGCCUCCCUGGCUGGGAUCGACACUCUGCAGGACCUGGCUUUCCUGAUGCGCGCUAAAGGUACCGUUUACCACUGGAUCGGCCUGCGGAGGGAAGAAAGCCAGCCCUGGAAAUGGGUGAAUGGGACAGAAUUCAACAACGUGUUUGAGGUGAGGGGAGGAGGAUACUGCGCGUAUCUGAAUGACGUGGCCGUCAUCUCCUCGAGGUGCCAGACGGAGAAGAACUGGAUCUGCAGCAAACCCAGCCUGCACCUGAGGAGUGGCAAGAAUGGGAUGGAACAAAAGAGGCCUUAAAACAAUCAGGAGAAGCUGAUAGCCAUAUAUCCCACAAUAAUCAGCAGAGAGGACACUCCCAGCUGCUGACAAGAAAGCAUCAGCAAUUCUGAGUUGAUUCUGGCUGUCCUGGUUAUACAGAGCCCACCUGUUCCACCCUCCCACCCAUCCCAACCUACUUCCUCCCCAGACUACUAAACCCCAGGCAGACAAAAUGUGCACACUGGCCGACGGAGAGAAUCGAAGUGAAGUUCAGAGAAUUCAGAGCCAGCGAUUGCAGCAAAGCCCAAAGCGAUCUCAGGCGACGUUUGGGGGUUUUGCUCGCUGGGAGCUGAGCCCUAGGAUUUAGGGGUGGAGUGACUCUCUGGUGGGAUUUGAUCAGUACAAAGAAUAACCUUCUCUAUGGCUGGAGAGCCCAAACUGCCCCUCUUGGGCAGCACAGGAUCAGUUCCACAGGAGCCUUUUCUUAAGGCAAAGUCCGCUCCGGGGGAUGCAGGUUUGCUCUGCCCGGUACAGCUCAUCCCCUCAGGAACUCCACCACCAGGAGCUCGAAUUGAUCCCUUUGUACGGGGAGAUUUUUGGCAAACCAGUAAAGUGCCUAAACCACUCUGGCUUAUUGCUAAUAGUAGUCUAUUUAGCAGGCCGUAUGAGCCAUUCUUGCUUAUUGCUAAAAGGAGUCAAGUCAACAGUUCGUAAAUUGGUCAUGCAGCGGCCUCAGCAUAACCAAGCCAGGAGGGGAGGGGAUUUUGGGUGCCACAGACGGAGCAGUUUGACCCCAUGCCCUUCCUGCUAAAAGUGUUGAAAUUGCUGAUGCAUGUAGUUUAGAAAAACAAAAAGUCUGUUAAUACAUGUCCCCGGUGUCUUCGCAUUUACAUGAACGGACCCAAAAACCGAGAGAGCAGAAUAACUACCCUGGACUUGGCUACCACAGGGAUAUGUUCGAGUGCGAGAGCGUAACACUUAAAUUCAUUACACCCGAGUCAAGCUAGCCCCUAGGCCGGGGCCAAAAGCAAACAACUCCGGACCUCAAGAAAGCCCUGCCAGCUCUUCCCACCGCGACCCGGAAGAGCCUGAAGCAGACGAUACCUGGAAGGCUGAGCCUCUCAAAAAACUAAAGCUCCUGUUCCAACAAAAUAAGCCCUAAAACGUUUACUAACUAUAAAUUUCUGGGUGGUGGGACAAUAGUUAUUUGCUUUCAGUUUGCCCUUUAUACAUGCCAACCCCCACCCAGCAAUUAAAUCCUUGCAGCAACUAAUCCAAAAAUAGCUUUCCAAAAUAAACAUAUGUUAAAUGCUAUAAAUGCUAAAAUAGGGGGGGAGCAAAAAAAAAAAAAAGCUUAUGCUUGCAUUAAAAAAAAAUAUUGCUUUUAUGUUAAUCACUCUAGCUUAAUUAAAAAAAAUGUACAAGCUAUUAAAAAUACUGCUGUUAUAUUUCAUGCUGUAUCUCUUAAUCACACCUUUAGUUUUAAAAACCUCCUCCCAAACCUCGGGUCUUGGUUCACUGGCCUUUUCCAUACAAUUAUUAAAUAAAUUAUUUUCUGUCUAUUUUUCCUAUAUAUUAAUUAAAUAAUAAUUAAAUAUACAAAAUAUCUAUAUAAUACUGUAACCAAAAGCUCUGCUGUCCGUAAAACAACCCAAUACCUAUUUCUUCAGCUUAAUUGUAAGUUACAUAAAGCUAUUCAGUAGCCCCGCCCCCCCUAAUUAAUAGUUUUGCAAACGGCCAGUAGGUGUAGGCAGAAGCCUCCAAAAGGCCUCACGUACACAGUACCUUAAACUUUAUAACUAAUCUUUCUUUUGCUGCCAGAGGCAGAAAAAGAUCCUGCUUUAAGCCAGUUUUUCCUUACCAAAUAACGGUGUUAUGGGGUUUAGUAACCACCAAUGAAGUGUUAACACGGCAUGGUCUUUGUCUGAAAUUAUAUAAAAAGCUUGUGAAACUUGUGUGCAGUAGAGUUUUCUGUAUCUACUACAGAGCUCUUCUUUCUUCUGCAGAAUAAAGCAUUUUUCCUUAUCCCUGUCAGGCUGUUAUUGGCUCUCAGCUAGGCAGACCCAAUAUUUCGGUAACACCCGGAAUGUUUGUCAGGGCCCAAAGGCAUGGACACUCUGGAAAAAAAAAAAACAACACCUCGGGAAGGUGCUUGACCUUUUAAACCUGCUUGCUUAGCAAGUUUUCUUUAAGGAAUAUGUCACUGUGUUAUUAAUGUAUAAAUAAAGGGGGGAAAGUUUGAGGUAGUUGAACUUCUCAGAAGGGGGUCUUCAGGGAUGCUCCCUCUGGACACAUCUUGGGUCCCCACCAGCAGAUGGAAGCCUGGCCAGCAGAAGCCUAUCACAGUGCCACUCAAAAGCCAUGCUCAGCUUCGGUAAUGAUCAAGGGCUGGGGGUGUUUUACUAACCUGUCAUGGCCCUGUGUAAGUUGCAAGAAUCAAUAAAGAAUUAAAGACGUUUAGCUUUCAGUGUG